GAGCAACGGCUUACAGCACGAGCGCGCCGUCUCCCCGUCCCCAUGGCAACAGGCCCCGCCCUCCCUGCCUCUCCUUUGGGAAGGCUUCGCUUCCGGCCGGCGGCUGCGCGUGGUCGGCGCAAGCCCAGUGCGAGCCUGAUACCGCCGACUCCUCACGCGGGCGGGAUGAUGCAGGGGGAACAGAGUCCAGCUACUUCCCUCAUUGACAGAACCAUCAAGAUGAGGAAAGAGACUGAAGCCAGGAAAGUGGUUUUGGCUUGGGGACUCCUUAAUGUGUCAGUUGCAGGCAUGAUUUAUACUGAAAUGACUGGAAAACUGAUAAGUUCAUAUUAUAACAUUACAUACUGGCCACUGUGGUAUAUUGAACUUGCACUUGCAUCUUUGUUCAGUCUGAAUGCCUUAUUUGACUUCUGGAGGUAUUUCAAAUACACAGUUGCACCAACUAGCUUAGUUAUGAGUCCUGGACAGCAGACCCUUCUUGGGCUUCAGAAUGCAUCAGUACAAACAACUCCACCCCGUGAGCUAGUGACAAAGAAAGUCCCUUCUUCAACACCUUCUCCUCCAAUCCUGGGUCAGAGCGUGCUGAGUUACAGCCCAUCUCGCUCACCUAAUACCAGCCCAAAGUUUGCCACUGGUUGCAUGACUGGGUACAGCCCCCAGCUACAGGCUUUGUCAGGCAGCAGCGGUUCUUAUAGCACUGCUGUGACCUACUCACCAAACAGCAACUACAGUAAGGUAUCCAGCUUUAGUCCCUCUCCUGGGGGCUCACCGUACCCCACCAGCAUUGGACCAGUGGAAAGCAGCGGGCUGAGGUCUCGGUACCGUUCUUCGCCAACUGUGUAUAACUCCCCUAUUGGCAAAGAAGACUAUAUGACAGACCUAAAGUCCCUGGACAGCUUCCUUCAAAGUGAAGAAGAGAAGCAACAUCGAGUUCAACUGGGGAGUUCAGAUUCCAGCUCUCCUUCCAGCAGUCCGACUCUUUGGAACUACAGCCGUUCCAUGGGAGACUACGCACAGAUGCUGAGGAAGUUCCAGUACCAGCUGGCCUGCAGGUCCCAAGCCCCAUCAGCACACAAAGAUGAAGCUGAUCUGAGCUCUAAGCAGGCUGCGGAAGAGGUUUGGUUGAGGGUGAUAACGAAUCGACAACUACUCAAUCAUGUGGACUCAUGGACAGCUAAGUUCAGAAAUUGGAUUAACGAGACUAUUUUAGUGCCACUUGUGCAAGAGAUUGAUUCUGUGAGCACUCAGCUGAGAAGAAUGGGGUGUCCAGAGUUGCAGAUUGGAGAAGCCAGUAUUAGCAGUCUGAAACAAGCCGCUCUUGUUAAAGCUCCACUCAUCCCCACACUGAACACUAUAGUGCAGUACCUGGACCUUACACCAAACCAGGAAUAUUUGGUUGAAAGGAUCAAAGAACUUUCUCAGGGAGGAUGCAUGAGCUCAUUCCGAUGGAACAGAGGAGGGGACUUCAAGGGCCGUAAAUGGGAUACUGAUUUGCCCACUGAUUCUGCUAUCAUUAUGCAUGUGUUCUGCACUUACCUUGACUCCAGGCUGCCUCCUCACCCAAAAUAUCCUGAUGGCAAAACAUUUACCUCGCAACACUUCAUUCAAACACCAGAUAAGCCAGAUGUUUCAAAUGAGAAUGUGAUUUGCAUCCACCAGAGCACCAUCAACCCUCCCCACUAUGAGCUUAUCUACCAGUGCCAAGUCUACAAUCUACCCAAGGGCAGAAACAACAUGUUCCAUACCUUGCUUAUGUUCCUGUGCAUCAUAAAGACAAAAGAAUCUGGGAUGCUCGGGCGAGUAAAUCUUGGCUUAUCAGGAGUGAAUGUUCUGUGGAUCUUGGGAGACUAGUACAUCGUGGUUCACUGUGGGUGGCCUCCACCCUCACAUAGUGAGAAACAAUUGUGCAUCUCUGUGAUAACUGAGUAGCUUAUUACACUUGUGCCUUGAACAUAAACCUACAACAAUGUACUAGUGUGAUAUCCUUGUGAACAUAGGAUACGUUUACAUUCAAUACACUGUUCGCAUGAGAACAUGCUUCCAGCAUUGAAAUACUCCUACCAGCUUUUAUUGCACAAAGACGUCUCUUUACAGCUUCUCACCUUCACAAGCCCUACUUUAAAAGCCUUCACCAGUCUUCUGGCUGAGUUGCCUUCCAGAGGCCAUCACUGCUGAUACUUGAAUUAGAAGCAACUCAACGGUACCCUCACGAGCUUGGGGAAUGAAUUGUGAGCCCAUCUUAUCUACAUGGCAGGGUAGAAUACUACAGUGAAACUUGGACUGCCCUACUAAGGUUGUACACUGCUGCUUGGUACUUAUUACUUAAGUGCUGCCACUUGAAAAAUCAGUCACUGCAAGUGUGGCCAAGUACAAGAUCCACAUGCACUAGGAAAUGCUGCAUAACCAGGAUUCUCUUUGGCUUAUGCAGAAAGGCUUGUGGCUAACCAUCAUUGGAGUACCAGAGUAGUGGGAGUUUGUGGCACCACCACACUAUUAAAGUGACUGCACUGAAGGUGUAAGUGAAAGAAAACUUCAGACCCUACACACCAGUUAGAUUAUAUUCUUAUGGACCUUUUUUUUUAAACAAAAUAACUCAAUAUCUUUUAAACUUGAGUGUGUUUGGGGCAACAGAACGUUGCUGAUGUCUUGACUGCAACUGAAGUCUUGCCCUAACAUCAUUUUAUUUUUU
Molecule: messenger RNA, 2689 nt
Organism: Mauremys reevesii (Reeves's turtle)
Lineage: Eukaryota; Metazoa; Chordata; Testudines; Geoemydidae
Gene: TMEM209
Product: transmembrane protein 209
Exons: 15
Coding region: 43-1851 (602 amino acids)
Cellular component (GO): membrane
Source: RefSeq, a predicted model, not a curated record